AUCAAACACCUAGGCAUGCAGACUGCUUCUACAAACAUUUGUGAAAGAAUGGGUCGCUCUCAGGAGCUCAGUGAAUUCAAGCGUGGUACUGUGAUAGGUUGUCACCUGUGCAAUAAGUCCAUCCGUGACAUUUCCUUGCUACUAAAUAUUCCACGAACAACUGUUAGUGGUAUUAUAACAAAGUGGAAGUAGCUGGGAACAACUGUAACUCAGCCACAAAGUGGUAGGCCACGUAAAAUGACAGAGCGGGGUCAGCGCAUGCUGAAGCACACAGUGUGCAGAUGUCACCAACUGUCACAACUGUCAAUAGCUAAAGAUCUGCAAACUUCAUGUGCCUUCAGAUUAGCAAAACAACGUAGAGAGCUUCAUGGAAUGAGUUUCCAUGGCUAA
This is a messenger RNA of Staurois parvus, 390 nucleotides long. Lineage: Eukaryota; Metazoa; Chordata; Amphibia; Anura; Ranidae. The record is from the annotation of a GenBank genome assembly.